This is a messenger RNA of Girardinichthys multiradiatus, 2816 nucleotides long. RefSeq names its product ras-related protein Rap-2b-like. The record is from RefSeq and is a predicted model, not a curated record. The transcript has a single exon. Lineage: Eukaryota; Metazoa; Chordata; Actinopteri; Cyprinodontiformes; Goodeidae. Gene Ontology annotation, molecular function: GTP binding; GDP binding; GTPase activity. Gene Ontology annotation, cellular component: plasma membrane. Gene Ontology annotation, biological process: Rap protein signal transduction; negative regulation of cell migration. Bases 1101 to 1649 code for a protein of 182 amino acids.
ACUGGGGAGUUAAAGCUUGGGCACAAAUAGGUUUUCCAAAUGGACAGCUGACCCUAAUCAAACCACCGAAUUAGAUAUUAGUUAAUUAAACUGUACAUAAAAACAUUUGUACUGACUCAUUUUACAUUGUAUUAAUUUUUGAAGAAUGCCUGCCUCUUCCUAUCAGAAACAAACGUUCUUAAUUGAAUGAACGAAAAAUAAUUAGAAAUUUAUAUCUGCCAGGUGUAUGAAUAACUUUGUACUUAAAUGUACCCCCGAUAGACGUGUGGCUACAAAUGGUUUAAAAUGUUGUUCUCCAAACUAGUGACUCAUGGGAGCAAAAUUCAAACGUCUUUCACACUAAUCGGAUUUUAUUUUGUGCAUAUAGGCUAUCCUGUUACAUCCACUUCAUAGCUGUGCGCCACGCCACAUAAAGCCCACAUAAAACACAUUAAGGUUUUUGGUUGUCAGGUGACAAAAUGUGAAAAAGUUCAAGGGGUAUGAAUGCUUUUGCAAGGCACUGCAUCUCAUUAAAUAGAGCUGAUCGGCCUGUCCUCAUAACGCGGAAGCAGACAUUUCAAAUUGAUUAUCGAUGAAAUGGCCUCAUUAGUUCACCCGGUUAAAUGAGUGUCUGAGGGGCUUCCGAGGUGAGCUCUACCCAGCCCGGCGUUAGUCGGAUCAUCAGGCCCGCUGACUGACGCGGGAGGGGAGGUGGGGUGUCCGGGUGACGGCUCCUUUAAGAAAACGGAACUGAGCCUUGGCUUUUUUGACGAGCUGAGGAUGUGGGCAGGAAACGCCAUGCAACUGCAGAGACGCGAUCACGCUUUUCCCCGCACCGUUGCACAACACAGCGCGAUCAAAAUGCGCUUUAAUUCCCCACGCUGAUGUCCAGGAGCGGUCGCUCUCCUCGGAUCUGCUCCCCCAGCGGGCCUCACCGCGCUGCCGCAGCCUUGGAGGAUUCGCCCCGGCGUGCGAUUUUGACGGCUACCCGACGAGGGGUCUGCUCGGUUUGAAAACAUCGAGGCCGGUGAGCGGGUGGAAGCGAGAUAGAGGGAGACAGAGAGGAGGCUUCGUCGAGGAAAAAGGAGGUGUCUGCGUUUCCUCUUCUAACCCCCUUAACCAUGAGGGAAUACAAAGUGGUCGUGUUGGGCUCGGGCGGAGUCGGUAAAUCGGCGCUGACGGUCCAAUUCGUGACGGGCUCCUUCAUAGAAAAGUACGACCCCACGAUAGAGGAUUUCUACAGAAAGGAGAUCGAGGUGGAUUCUUCCCCGUCGGUGCUGGAGAUCCUGGACACGGCCGGGACCGAGCAGUUCGCCUCCAUGCGGGAUCUGUACAUCAAGAACGGCCAGGGCUUCAUACUGGUCUACAGCCUGGUGAACCAGCAGAGCUUUCAGGACAUCAAGCCCAUGAGGGAUCAGAUCAUCCGGGUGAAGAGGUACGAGAGAGUGCCCAUGAUCCUGGUGGGGAACAAGGUGGACCUGGAGGGGGAGAGGGAGGUGUCUUCUGGAGAAGGCAAGGCGCUGGCCCAGGACUGGAGCUGCCCCUUCAUGGAGACCUCAGCCAAAAAUAAAACCUCUGUGGAUGAACUGUUUGCAGAAAUAGUGAGACAGAUGAACUAUUCCAGUGUUCCCAGCAGAGGAGACCAGUGUUGCUCGUGUGUCCUGCUCUGAAGGAGCCACAGAGAUCUUCAGAAGCUGGGCUGAGUUUAGAGCUUGAAAAGUUGUCCUGCAGGCUUUUUUUUGUCUAAAAGUUUUCUCUCUCCUCACACUGUUGUCUUAUUGUUGCACAAGAACAAUAACCGGCAACAGUCCAUUAUGUAUCAUAGUCUGGAGUGUUUACAUGACAAAGUACUUGAAUUUAUAGCUUUGUAUUUGACACUUCUCUGGAUAAUGUGCCUCGGUGGGAAUGUCUAAUUGUGAAACCUAAGAGUCAUGUGUUUUCAGGCAUUUUUUAAUUCUCUCCUUUUUCUCAGCCGUACUGUUAUUCCUUCCCGGCUGGGUUCUUCUGUGUUGGAGAUUAGUGAUGGUGGUGAUGGGGGUUUAUUUAUAUGUCAGAUCCCUCCCUAGAGAGGCAGCGAUUGCUCACCUUUAUGGCAUAUUUCUGCUUAGGAGAGCUCUAAAAGCAUUUAAAAAUCACCACUCAAGCCUUGCACAGCUCACUCCAAUCCGAACUGUCAAGUUAGAUCACAGAGGCGCAGACCCACCUCCCACACAGAUACCACAUUUGAAGUUGAGUUAAGCCAAUAUAUUCUUGUUUUUCUCCCCUUAACACAUCCCCAGGUUGGUGAUUUUGUUAUCUUAAUCUUGGACCCAGCAGACUGUGUUCCUCCUCAGUGCACAAACAUGGACCUCGGUGCAUUGCUGUCGCUGCAUGGGGAACACUACGACCCCAUGUUAAGUGCCUUCCCUGUUUUCUCCUGUGACUGUGCCAACUGAUGAGCCCUUACUUCCUCUGCAGUGCGUCCUAAUGGCAAUCACAACUUUUUAACAGGUUUUCUAGCCUGCACUCAGUAUUCAUUUGGUGUCAAAGUGAAAUAAUAAUUGAAAAAAAAAGCUUCUAUUUUGCAGCCUGGAUGCUGAGCUUGUAGAUCGACAUCAGAUUCAGGCUGUUUCCAGAGGUACUAAGUCCAUUAAGAACAAUGGGAUAACUUCCCCUGCCGGGAUCUUGGUUUAGUAAAUGGAAAACUAUGUAUGAUGUAGAUUUUUCUUCUUUUUUUAAAAAAAAAUGUGACAUUUUUGACUUGGUGUAAUUGUAUUUCUGCUUUUGGAAGAUAUUUUCUGCCAUCCACCUGUCAGUUUGAGAGACUUGGAAUACAGAACACAUUUUACGUAACAGUG